Messenger RNA from Plodia interpunctella (Indianmeal moth), 648 nucleotides. RefSeq lists its product as uncharacterized. Gene Ontology annotation, biological process: protein deubiquitination. The transcript has 2 exons. Gene Ontology annotation, molecular function: cysteine-type deubiquitinase activity. Lineage: Eukaryota; Metazoa; Arthropoda; Insecta; Lepidoptera; Pyralidae. The record is from RefSeq and is a predicted model, not a curated record. Bases 1 to 648 code for a protein of 215 amino acids.
AUGGAGAUAUACGCAGACACCAUAACAAAAAUCCCAGGUGAUGGUAACUGUCUAUAUAGAGCAAUCGCAUACCAAACCAACGAUCUGUUUGGCAUUACAUUCGACCAUCUAGCAAUCCGACACGACUUAGCUAAGUACGUUGAGGAUAAUCAACACAACGAUAACAUACACCAAGCUAUUAGGAGUAACCUAAAUGACACACUAACAGAUCUACAGACUCAAAUCAACAAAUACCUACAAGCUCAAUAUAAAGAAGGUACCUGGGGUGGGACUGAUAUAUUGAUAGCAGCAGCUGAAUACUACAGCAUCAACGUCAAAAUCUUCCAAGGCUAUCCGCUAAAAGAAACAAUACAAUUCAGCCCGAAAAAUAAUGACGCAGCAGGUUGCAUAGGCCUAAUAUUUAAUGGAAAUCAUUACGACUGCUUCAAGAAUCAUUUGGGCGCUUCUUCACUAAACCCCACACAAAAGACAGAAAGCUCAGACGAAUGCACCCCGGAAGAAAUAACUGACGAAACCGGCUACAGACUAAUAAGACCGAAGCCUCAUUACACAACUAUAAAACAAAUAGACAACAUCAAUAUCGCUACAUGGAACAUUAUGAACUACUUCAAAGUAAAGGCACAAAAGAAAGAUACCGAACGGAAGUAA